Molecule: messenger RNA, 5608 nt
Organism: Pectinophora gossypiella (pink bollworm)
Lineage: Eukaryota; Metazoa; Arthropoda; Insecta; Lepidoptera; Gelechiidae
Gene: m
Product: cuticlin-1
Exons: 14
Coding region: 288-2030 (580 amino acids)
Source: RefSeq, a predicted model, not a curated record
GCGGCCACACGUCGCGCCCUCACCUGCCACUAUCGACACGUGCGUGGCGCAACCCUAUUUUGUUGUUCCAAAUUUGUAUCCUACACUAAAACUGUGUUCUGUGGACUUUUUCCAGACAGGAUCUUUACAACACUAUUUAAAAGAUAACCGAGGACUUAUACCAAGUUAUUGCCAGUGAGUUCCAAGUGACGUGCUUAGAGGAUUAUGUUCAGUGACAGUUCGGCAACAGUUGGGGAUCGCAGGUGACAGUUGUGGUACAUGUCAGUGCGAGUGCUGUGUUGUUGAUAAUGAUAGUUUGGCGAGCGAAGAAUACUAGUCGACGGAAAUUUUACGACUGGUCCAAAAUGGCAUCGGAUGUCGCGUCAAGUAUACCGCGGACGACAUUCGUUUGGCUCAUUUUGGCGCUUGUCAACACGCGGGCGCGAGCUGGCGACCUAUGGCCAGUGGACCGGCCCGAGGGCAUGCCAGUCAUCCAGUCACUAGAAGUCAUGUGUGGCAAGGACCACAUGGACGUCCACCUCACAUUCUCACACCCCUUCGAGGGCAUCGUCUCGUCAAAAGGGCAACACGGUGACCCGCGGUGCGUCUACGUGCCGCCAUCUACCGGACAAACCUACUUCUCAUUUCGGAUCGCUUACGCCAAAUGUGGGACUAAGCCAGAUCUCCACGGACAGUUCUACGAGAACACAGUGGUAGUUCAAUACGACAAGGACCUGCUAGAAGUAUGGGACGAAGCCAAGAGGCUGCGGUGUGAGUGGUUCAAUGACUACGAGAAGACUGCUUCUAAACCGCCGAUGGUCAUCGCUGACUUGGAUGUUGUCCAGUUGGACUUCAGAGGAGACAACGUAGAUUGCUGGAUGGAGAUCCAAGCUGGAAAAGGACCUUGGGCACCUCCGGUGUCCGGGAUCGUUCCGCUCGGGUCCACAUUGACCUUAGUAGUUGCCAUUAAUGACUAUAGAGGAGAGUUCGACAUGCGAGUGAAGUCGUGUGCGGCUUCCGAUGGCUCCGGCCACGUCAUACAACUGUCUGAUGAGUACGGCUGCGUGCUGCGACCCAAGAUGAUAUCCAGGUUCUUAAAAGCGAAGGCAGCGGACGAGAGAGCGACGGUCAUAACAUACGCGUUCUUCCACGCAUUCAAGUUCCCUGACGCCCUGAGCGUCCACAUACGUUGCAAGGUGGAGAUCUGCCGACACGGGUGUCUCGAUCACUGUCAGCUAGCUGGGGUCACCCCGCAACGACAUGGGGCUUUGGAUCGGAAGGAUGAUAGAACGCAUCAGGAUCACAACGACAUCAACGAUUCAUCAGCAGAAGACGGUGAUCUAACAUUACCAGAAGAAUCCCAGCACCUCCCCUUAGAAGAAGUGUUCGGAGACGAGGUGUCCGGCGACGCGGUGCCGGCGCCCGCGCCGCUGCCGCAGCGAGCGCCUGCGCCGGUCAGUGAGCCCGACUCCGAUCACAUGUCUGCUGUCGAGGAAUUGGUUGAGGCAUUGGCUAGGCCCUUCACAGACCGUCCAUCCGACCUGGGUGAAAGAGAACGCUUCCCGCACGGCCCGCGCAACUUACCAGUCGAUAUCAAGCCUGAACAGGCGCCCGAAGGAGACGAGGUGGUCGCCGCCAAACCACCAGGACCCGCUGUCGCUGGACCCAGGUCUCUGCGCAAGCGGCGUACGGUCCGCGAUGCGAGAUCAGCUGACGUAGGCGUGUCCGGCAUCUACGAGGUGGUAUCUGAAGCGGAUUUGGCAUUUGGACCUUCCAAGGAGUCCGUUACUGUGUUCAGCGGUCGGAUUCGUGAAGAGGUGGUCUACGGUAUAUGCAUGGGCGCGGUAAGUUUCGGCGCUCUGUUCGCGUCAGCGGCGGGCGCGGCCGCGGGUGCCGCGCUGGCGGCUGCCGUGCUCCUGCAGCGCUUGCGUGCGCGGUCCACGCCACCCGUACCGACUUCGCCGGCCCCCGCCGCGCAUUCGCUGGCGGCCUGGAUGGCGCUCAGACUACUCGGCACGCCGCAACACCCACACCACUCGCGCGACGGGUGAUGGGCACUGGCCGUUAGUUGGUCUGCCCUUCUAGUGGCUUGUAGCUUGACCAUGUAUGAUAGUGGAUUCGAAAGUGGAACUUAGAGACAUUUUGGGCUGCUGCUCAAGGUUUCGUAGUAUUGGGUAUCAAGUAAUAAUCGAAUAGUAGGUAGGUUAAUCCAGAUUUUGACAAGUUAUUUUUUAAUUUAGUAACUGUGUAGUAGGAACACUCUGUAUUAAAUGGUCACAAUAAAAAUCGAAAUCUCCUUAUCACACAUGGACAAGCUACGUUUUGUGAAAGUUACUCCAAUUUUUGUGUAAAAUAUAAAUCUUGAGAAAUAUUACGUACUUACUUCCUUAUUUCUUUAAACUUGCAUUAUUUUCACGUGUCCACAUUGACAAAAUUUAAAAACGGUCAGUCAUGAACUAGGUGUAGUUUUAAUAUCUUUUCUUCAAAAUUUUCUUAAAAAAAUUAUGUUAGUAAGUAAUGUAGAUUUUAUUCUAGAAUUAUAAUAAAUGGUUGUAUAGAAUGCCUUGUUUAAAACCGAUGGUGCUAAGUCGUGCUACGGACCAAGUCCUAUGAAACCUGAUUCAGUUUUCACUUUUGUGAAUAUUAUACAUUAACAUAUAAGUUUUGUACAGAUUUUGGAUUUUUAUACUAUUUUAUAUUAUAGUUGUUUUCAUUUCACGAAGCCCCACGACAUACGUAAUGAAAGUAAAAGAAAUACGGGUCUUUCUGAAAUGGAAAAGCUAUAUUUUGUAUUCUUAGUAUCUAGCUGUAAUAUAAACGUCGAGUCAUGCCAUUAGGUUAAGAUUAGUUAAUUCUACCCUCCAAUAUGUCUUUUUAUAUAAAAAGCUCAAACGUUUUAACUCAAAAGAGGUCGAAUGUUAGAUCUUGAUUUUGAUUUACAAAAUCGUAGAUUUAAGCUUUUUAUAGCUGACAGUACAGAGGCUUUUAUACUUGAAUACUCUUAAUGCAUUUAUAAAUGUUAUUAAAUACUAUUUUUAAAAUGUUUGCUAAGGGGUUUGUUCCAAUAUUUGUAUUGUUUAAUAAAUGAAAAAAUACUGUAGUGCGACGGCCAUGUACGUACCUAUUCUAAAGGAUUUGUUAUGUAUAUUUCGAAUUGAGUGAGUUCAAUAUUUUGUUUAGUCUGCGUAAAUAAUAAUUAAAAUAAAAUAAUAUUGAAAUUAAAAUCAGACGCGAUUAGAUUGUCAAAAAUAUUGGCCAAAACCCCUUAGACAUAAACUGUAAUAAACGCUUUUCUAUUCGCAUGGAUUUAGAAUAUAUUUAUUUACAAUUUAAGCUUAAUUUUAAGUUAAUGUAACAUUUGUAACAUACAUCGACGUAGUACCUAUUUAUGUAGACUACACAUACGAUAGAUUUACACCAAUGAAUAAAUACUACAGCAAUAUGUAGAUUAUAUUUUUUCUAUUAUCUUUCGACAAAAUUGCAUUUAUUUUUGCAUUUAUAUUCUAAUGUCCUAAUUUUGCUCAAAGUUAACUUUAUAUUUAAAUUAUUUUUAAUGAAUCAUAUUUAAUUAAAUAGCUGCUAUGACUAGAUUAAAAUUUAAUUGUAAGUAUAAUUUAAUGUUAGACAGGAACGGUUUGAGAGAUUUCAGAAGUAUUUUCCGAUCAAGACCUUGGUUUAUACAUUAUUGUCUUAUCACCAAACGUAGGCUAAAAAUGAUAACAGUACCAGGUUUAAAAUAAUAUAAGUAGUCCGCGCUACGAAAGAAAUUCCGUGUCCGUGGCGCUAGUGUCGUUAUGACUCUUGAGAAUGAGGCACUAUGCCCGAAAAAAUCUAUACAGAUGGUGCUGUACAGAUUUGUCUUCGUUUUACCUCUAAAUUUCAUAGAUAACAGACAUAAUAUCUUUUAUCUUUGUUUUUGAGUAUAAAUGAUGACCUUUGUUGAUGUUUAAACACAACCACAAUACAACUUCCACCCAUUAUUAUUCUGAUCAACACAAAGAGAAGCAAUAUAGGUAGCAACAUAAAUUCUAUAGGUACCAUAUCUGAUACAAAUAGAUAUAUACCUCUGCCAUUAUAUUAUAUUUUUAAAUAAUGAUGUACUUGAACAACGACAAAAUAGGUAAUUAUCACGUCAAAUCUGUACGACGCCAUCUUUAUUUUUUGAGGCACGUAGCCUGGAAAGUCGCUCAUUAAGUUUAUUAAAAACCAAGGACUACUUUCGUGGCGCUAACAAUAUUUUAGACCUGGUAUUAUUGUUAUUUUAAAGCGGUAAUAAUUUUAUCAAAAAAUAAGUUAAACUGGAGUAAUCGAGUUCUUAUUGUUUAAAUAAUUCGAUUUUAAUUUGAUUAUCGAAUAGGUUUAUUCAGACGCAAGAAUUUUACCCAAAUAUGUGUUUCCACACGGAUAAAAGUCGAAACCUAAUACGAGUCCAAAAUUUCGUGGUAAUAAAUUUUAUUUUUGAAUUCCAAAUAGCUUUGUGACGCUUUGUGCCGAUUAUGACGGAAAAACAUAUAUUUUAAUUUCGUCUGAUAGCACUAAGAAUAGUGCUGUUCUUCACUUACGAUGAGUGUAAGACAGAGAUAGACCUAAUUUUAGAAUUGACAAACUAAAUUAAAAUUAAAUUUAUGCUGACAGAGGCCCCGAUUCCUGCAGACACCUCCUAAUUUUAUUUUAAGUUAUACAUGUCAUUUUCUUAUACACCGAAAAGGAAAGGGACGGAUGAUUGUCAACAAGUUAAUUAAUAGUUAGUAACAAGUUAAAAAAUGAAUUAAUAACCCGUGCGAAUAAGAUAGACGUCUCCCUGGUAUGCAAUCUGUUUGACAUGCUGUCUACUUAAUUCUGUCGGGUUAUUGACCGAUGUAAAAUGUUUAGACGGUUGUUUUAGAUUUCUGCUUAAAAUUGACGUGUAUUCCAUAAAUUUUAUGCCUGUCGAUUAACCCCUUAUUUUCCAACGGAUGAGAAAAUGACAGGUAUAACUUAAAAUAAAAUUAAAUGGCGUCUGCAGGAAUUAGCACCAGAAUUGGCACUAGUAACUCAACAACUCAGUAGGAUAUUCUCUCAACCGUUAUUAAAGUUGUAAUGCCACCCAAAAAUCUUGCAUUUAUUGUAGCAGAAUUUAUUUCAUAAGUUAAUGUUUGUGAGAUGUUUUCCCAUGUGCAAUUUUAAGUUUUUAUGUCUGAGUGUUCAAUAUUAUAACAUUAUUUUACAACGUUUCUAUGGGGUGCGGUUGCUGGUGUAUGUAUGUAUUAUGUUUGUUUUUUUUCUCAGAGGAGGGUCAUAUAUUUGUUUAGUGAUGAGACAUCCCCGACAUUUCACACAAAACACCUCGUAUUACACAGAGACGUUACACGGGCAUUUGUGUGUGACGUCUGAUGCUCAUACGAUUAUACGAUUGAAGACUAAAGUAAGACCGAGAGGUGGGGGGGGGGGUUUGGGUGAGGCAAACCUAGUUGCCGUUUUAUACAAUAUUUUCUGUUCUUAAGCUGAAAUCUUCGACCACAGAAAAAAUAUGACCUUCCUUCAUAAUAAUAGUCUCCGAGGAAUAUAAUAUUUAUUUAUUACGACGAAGAUGUUUUGUUUAUAUUCAAUUUUAUAUUUUUUCUCUGAUGCGUUGAUGAUGUGGUUAACG